Pseudomassariella vexata is the source of this 252-nucleotide messenger RNA. RefSeq lists its product as uncharacterized. Bases 1 to 252 code for a protein of 83 amino acids. The transcript has 2 exons. Lineage: Eukaryota; Fungi; Ascomycota; Sordariomycetes; Amphisphaeriales; Pseudomassariaceae. The record is from RefSeq and is a predicted model, not a curated record.
AUGACGUAUGACUCCACCACAGACGACACUCCUGGCCUCACGUUCACGAACUCUGACAGCAACCAUUCGGUGGUGGCCACCGUGGACCCGACUGACAACUCAACCACCGGGGACGACACGUCCAAUUCAAAGCCCACCUCGGCAGGUGCCAUCAUAGUCGCCGCCCUCUUCCUGUUCCGCAGGCGGCGUCAACGCGAAGCUGCCAAAGCCGCCAUGGCCGACUCCAAUCCGCACCCCAACGACCGACUGUAG